Molecule: messenger RNA, 2104 nt
Organism: Schistocerca cancellata (South American locust)
Lineage: Eukaryota; Metazoa; Arthropoda; Insecta; Orthoptera; Acrididae
Product: zinc finger protein 569-like
Exons: 11
Coding region: 446-2104 (552 amino acids)
Biological process (GO): regulation of transcription by RNA polymerase II
Cellular component (GO): nucleus
Molecular function (GO): DNA-binding transcription factor activity, RNA polymerase II-specific; RNA polymerase II cis-regulatory region sequence-specific DNA binding
Source: RefSeq, a predicted model, not a curated record
AUCUUAGGUAUGUUUUGUAUUGGUACGUGUUGCUUAUGUUUAGUAAUAGGCACGAGAAGAAAGAUAUGAAUAAGAGAGGAUGGUGUGUGCGAACAGAUGUGUAUGGAACAAGUACACAUUAACGGGAAACUAUGUUUUCAAAAGCUGUGUUUAUGAGUUCGCUGUAUCUUUUGAAAUCUGUGAUUUCUUCAUUCGCAAGAUAUAGCGCUGGCGGAUAACAUACGAUUUCUUUCUGUCGACAUUUUGUAAUGACUAUAGAACUCGACUGUUACAACUUGUUGCAUGCACCGUAACACGAAAGGAAUAGUACCCAUUCUGCAGACUCAGCUUUCGAAACAUUGUCAGUAAUUAAAACUUCCGGGCUAAGAGGCCGUGGUCCAAAAGUAGAAAUACUUCUCCCUGACGUUUCGUUGCCAGCUGCGGGCAACAUCAUCUGAGAGUGGCAAUGAGUGAGUCCGUUUUGAUGUACACUUUACCAAAUGGCACUCAUGUGUUGAUUCGUAACAAUUCACUGGAAGGCAAAGAUAUUGAUAAUGUUCCAGUGAUGGUUGUAGAAGAUGGAGUAGCUACAGAUGAAGGUGAAAACAGUGUUAUAUUACCAAACAUGCAUAUAGUCAACACUGUAACAGUAGAAGCACCAUUAGAGCCUGUACAGUUGGUUGAAACUCAACUUCCAGAAGAAAGCAGACAACAGGACUCCCUCCUGUCAGAGCCCACAGAACUUGAAGGACUGGAUGACUUCGCAGAAGUUGUGACCUGGUACAAGUGCCGAAAAUGUUCUUUUGUUGCUGCGCAGUUACCAAGUUUGGUGGAGCACCUAAAAUCACACAAUAUAGAUACAAAACGCAAAUCCAGUUCAGCCCAACAUUCAUUAAAGGGUGAAAAUUCUGAAGAAUUGGCUUCUACAGCAGAAAUACCUAAGGAUCAUUCUACUAAUAGUGGAAAUGAUUCAAGAACUGAAGCGAGUGAGUGCCUUAUCUACCUCUGCGGACAGUGCACACAUGCUUACAGCAGCCUUGAUGAAUGCAAACAACACAUGAUGCAGGAUCAUGAUUUGAUUUUGCAAGAAGAAAAUGAAACAGUUACCCAAGAAUCAUCAGCAGAUGAAGCUCCCAUGACGAAGGAAAAACAGGAUGUAACUGUGAUUCAACAGACUCAAGCAAAGGAAUUUUUGCUCAGCAUAAAGAAGAAACAGCCAGAAUGUAAAUUUGUAUGCACGAAAGAUGGCUGCCACCACAAAUUUGCAUCAGCUGAAGCACUUGCUAUUCAUUUAGAAUGUCACAUGCCAGAAAGCCGUGUGACUGGAAGCCAGCAACAGUUUCGAUGCACAGAAUGUAAAAUGAUGUUCAACCGCUGGAGAGGAUGUGCCAUGCAUUUGUGGGUUGCACACAGUCAAGAUGCUGGUCUGCUUGUGUGCCCUGUUUGUAAGAAGUAUCGUACUGCAGUAAUUACACGGAUGGUUGCACAUAUGCAGACUCAUGGUGAAGUUCGGUCUUUUCAUUGUCCAGACUGUGGCAAAGGUUUCAAGCAAGCAGCCCAGUUACGCAACCAUCGGGUCAUACAUAUGAAUCGCAAGACUGAUGAUCUUCCUCGUUGGUAUGCAACCAAACAAUGUGACAUAUGUUCCAAAACGUAUGCCGAUUCAAAAUGCUUAAAGAAACAUAUACAGGCUGUUCACAGCAAGCUGCGGCCUUAUGUUUGUCAUGUUUGCGGUCAUGCUUCAGCUCGCAGAGCUAUGCUGCAGAUGCACCUCCGUCAGCAUACUGGUGAGAAACCUCAUGCCUGCCCUAUGUGUGCAUAUCGUACUGGUGACCACAACUCUUUGCGUCGUCACAUAAUGCGUCAUACUGGCCAGAGACCAUAUCGAUGUCCACAUUGCCCAUACACAGCAAUACAGAGUAGUUCAUAUAAAAAUCAUUUAAGCUCAAAACAUCCUGGACAGAGUGGUGUGUUUUCCUGCAUUCACUGCCCCUUCAAAACUGUAAAUCGAGAAGGAUUUGUUUUACAUGUAAACGAUCACAAGAAUGGUCUUUUACCUGUUGCAAUGAAUGGUGACAGUGAAGAGAAUGCAGAAAGUAAUAGUGCACACAGGAUAGGUACAUAA